Cryptomeria japonica (Japanese cedar) is the source of this 1849-nucleotide messenger RNA. RefSeq lists its product as uncharacterized. Gene Ontology annotation, cellular component: nucleus. Lineage: Eukaryota; Viridiplantae; Streptophyta; Pinopsida; Cupressales; Cupressaceae. Bases 208 to 1638 code for a protein of 476 amino acids. The record is from RefSeq and is a predicted model, not a curated record. The transcript is spliced from 3 exons.
GUCCCACAAUAUUUAAUUCGGUUAGUCGAGUUCACGAGGGCUUACAAAAGAUAACAAGUUCUGCAACUAAUUUGGUUAGUCUGGUUCGCAAGAGGAUUGUUCAUCGCAAGUGGGUGUAAGCAAAUUAUUCCAAUAAGCAAAAAUUUCGAAGAAAAUCUUGGAUUGCACCUAGGAAAAAGUAGAGGUGUUAUCGCCGCUGUUAAAGUCAUGUAUCAGAUCUUCGUCAAGGGUUUGGACGGAAAGACAAAAUGCUUGCAGAUAUCAACGCCGAAUUUGAGAGUUUCAGAUCUGAAGAAGAAGAUCUUUGAGUCGGUAAAUAUCCCACAUCAUUUCCAAUUGCUAGUUUCGGGCACCCGACAGAUUGCUGAAGAUACCCUUCUGGUCGCGGCCGAUGAUGGAUUUUAUCCGCCAAUUAAUGUGCUUUUGAGGCUCAGGGGUGGGAAAGGAGGGUUCGGAUCUUUGCUUCGCGGGGCGGCGACAAAAGCUGGCCAGAAGAAGACCAGCAAUUUCGAUGCCUGCAGAGACAUGAGCGGGAGGCGGCUGAGGCACGUCAAUGCCGAAAAGAAGUUGGAGGAAUGGAAGGCCGAGGCCCAAGAACGGCAACUGGAGAAGGUGGCGGAGGAGUAUUUGAAGAAGCAGGUCAAGAAGGGAAAGGGGAAGAAGGGGGGGAAGGAGAUCGAUGAGGGGGCCGUCGACGUAGAGAAAUAUAGGUCUGAGGCCGAGAGGGCUAUGGUGGGUGUGGAGUCGGCUGUCAAGGAUGGCCUCUUGGAGGCGCUGAGGGUUCGGCAAAAGGGAAAGAGGAAGAUAAUUGAGGUUUCUAUGUCGGUGACGACAAAACGAUCUAAAUUGUGGAUGCUUGAGGAGGAUGAAGAUGAAGAUAAAGAUGGGGAAGUUGAUGAAGAAAUAGAAGAGUGGAAACAAGAGGCUUGUUUGAUGAAGGUAAAUGAAGAAAGUGGGAGCAGCCAUACAAGUAAUGCAGUGUCAGCAUCAGAUAGUGGAAUUGCAUCUGUUUUGAGCAAUGGAAAGUCAGAAACUGUUUCUUGUGAUGAUGUUUCCCCCCAGCAAAUUUGCAACGCUACCUCAAUUAAUGACAAUUGUUGUGAUGAUAGAGAAGCUGAUGUAGAGCCCAAGAAAUAUGAGUCCAUUUCCUUUUCAGGAGAGAAUUGUAGUAGUCCUGGUGGAAGAGAAAAUAGUAUUGAAUCGAAGGAAGAGAUGCCUUUUCCUCUGAAUUUGAGGGAAGAGCAGAAUAUAACUUGCCUGAAUUCUGAUAGAGAACCUAAUGUUGAGUUGAAGAUGGAGAAUACCAAAUCCUCCUUGGGAGAGGAUGAUAAUAGCUGCGACGACAAAGAAGCCACUUCUGGAUCCACUGCCAUCAUAACUGAUGAAUGUGGAGAGAAAGGCAGCAUUUAUGCUAGCAAUGAUAGCAUUGGAGAAUCACUUGAAUUUGAUGAAUUCAACACACCUAAGGAUAUUGAGAGGUUGGGUCUUGAAAGGCUAAAGAAUGAAUUGCAAUCUCGUGGUUUGAAAUGUGGUGGUAGCCUUUCUGAGCGUGCAGCAAGAUUAUUUCUUCUCAAGACAACACCUUUGGAGAAACUUCACAAAAAGCAUUUUGCAAAGGCAAAGGAUGUAGGGAGAUAAGCUGGAAGUUCAUAUAAAUGACCACAAUUUAAAUGCUUUCCCAUUGGCUGUUGUAUCAUAUUUUCCAUACAAAAUCUUAUUUUAAAGAAUUUGAAACUCUAAUAUUGCAUUUAAAACAGGCUGUUAGAUAUUCAUUGUGUAUUGAAUAAAUAAACACCGGACAGUGUAUUAGGUUUGUGAGAUGUACAAAAUAUAUUGUGGAAUUUACUGA